Molecule: messenger RNA, 1575 nt
Organism: Carica papaya (papaya)
Lineage: Eukaryota; Viridiplantae; Streptophyta; Magnoliopsida; Brassicales; Caricaceae
Product: plant viral-response family protein
Source: RefSeq, a predicted model, not a curated record
UAUUGUAUAGAGUCCUUCGUCGCCUUUUUGGCGUCUUGCCCUUCUCCUUUUCAGACUGCUGACUUCUUUUCUCAGAUCGCACCACCAUCAUAUUCAUCAAACUUUCAGAUUUUUUCCUUUACAUUCAAAGGGUUUUUUUAAUUUUAUCUUUUGAAACUUUGAAUUUUUAGGAGGAAGCAUAAUCAUACUCUCUGCACGGCAACCCGAUCCCAUGUUUCGCUACUCAAUCAUAUCAUGUAAGUCUACGAAACGAUGGAACUAUUCCUGAGACAGAAGCAUCUCUUGAUUUGUGUCGGAUGUAGCCGUAUUUAGCCCUUGCAAAGGACUAGUAGAUGCUUUGCUGAUCAAACUCUUUGUUGAUCAAACUAGAAGCUAAACAUAAGGUGGACUGGUCUAUAUAAAUAUCUUCUGGGGAAUGGGAUCUUUCAAAGGUCAUGCUUUACCAGGGACGUUGUUUCUUGUGGUUGGUUUGUGGCACAUAUGGAGCUCCGUGUUUAGAUAUGUGUCGAAUCCCAAAUCUUUCCGGGUCCAGGUCUGGAACCCAGUUCCGGGUUUUAAUGGAAAGUUGAAGUACUUGGAACUUUAUGUGGUGGCAAUUGGUGCUUUUGUAGACAUGUGCAUUGAGCUUUUAUAUUCAACUCACCUCAAGUUUUUUGUGAAUGGCGUCUUGAAUCCCUCUCACAUGAAUGAUUUUGAGCACUCAGGGAUGCUUCUCAUGUUCUUUACUUUUGGUGUAAUCACUCUACUGUCGGAGAAAACAAGGUUUCUUCCCCUGCCAGAUGGUGCCCUUUGUUUGAUUGCUGCAACAGCAUUCUGUGCAGAAUACCUUCUAUUCUACUUCCACUCAACAACUCAUAAAGGCCUUGAAGGGUAUUAUCAUCUUCUCCUUGUUCUCCUAAUUGGGUUUUGUGUUCUAUCAUCUGUUGCUGGAGCUCUUUUCAGUACCAGCUUCCCGAUUGAUUUAUGCAAUGGAAUUGCUAUAACCCUUCAAGGACUAUGGUUUUAUCAGACUGCUUUCGCUCUUUAUGGCCCUAUGAUGCCAGAUGGCUGCUGGCUCAAAGAAAAUACCAUCGCUUGUCGUUCAGUAGAUAGUCAAGUUCGAGGCGAGUUGCUUGCCAACUUCCAACUCUUUGCUAUCACCCUUGGCGUCCUUUUUGCUGUGGUGUUUUUAUAUAUUUUUGCAGCUUCAAGAUAUGGUUACCGUGAUCUUAGGGGCUCACAGAUGGUUUCAGAAUCAUUUAGGUCCUGACUAAUGUUACGAUGGUAUGUGCUCUCUCCCUAAGGAGGCUGUUUGCUAUAUUGCCAGUCUGUGACCUUCGAAACCUCCAUGGUCGUACUUAUUGUCUGUUCAUAUGGAAGAUUGCCAUACAAUGCAGAAUUGCUCAUUUAUAAAUAGAAAUUUGUUCGUCGAAAAGAUUAGAGAUACUGCUUUAACAGGACACACUAUUUGCAGAAUAUCUUUUAAACUAGUGCAUUGUUGGGAUAAUAAUCCGGAUUUGUAAUGAUAAAUAAUAUCAUUUACAGAGUUUCAUUCUCCUUUUUGAUUAUGAGGGGAAGCAUUUCUUUGGUGUUCCA